AUGGACCGAACUAUCCCGGAAUGGAGGCGUUAUUUGCUUGUGCAACCGCCCACGGUACUGCUGAUGUUCGCCAUAGCGAUGACAGGUACUAUUUUGAUCGAUCUGAUAGUUUAUCGUACGUGCACCGUAACGCUGAAGCUAAACGAAACGGAGUGUCUCAUACUCCAUAACAAUAGCAGCAGCAAGGAGGCGCUCAGAAUCAAUUCCAUAGUCCAGCCGUACGCGAGCCUGAUCGUAAUGGGUAAAUCCUUCAUGGAGAGCAUUUCCCCAUCGCUCUUGGUGCUAUUUCUGGGACCGUGGAGCGACAAGUACGGAAGGAAACCCGUUAUGCUUUCAGGAUAUAUAAGUACAUCUUUAACUUUUGUUCUGCUCUCUGUAAUAGCUAAUUGGGACAUCGCGCCUUGGUAUUUCCUGAUAGCCUAUGUCCCCAUUGUUUUUUUCGGUGGCGUAAACGUAUUGAUGCUCGCCACGAUGUGUUACAUCACUGAUAUGACGGACGAUAAUGAGCGAGCAUGGUACUUUGCCUGCUUGGACGCAGUGAUCUCCCUCGGCGUGUUGAUCGGAUUGCUCGUCGGUCCGGUGAUAUUCGAGGCAUGCGGUUACACCGGUGUGUUCAGCGUCGCAACCGCGUUCUGCAUUCUGGCGACGUUAUACACGUUAUUCUUUACUCCGGAAACUGUACACAAUGAAUCUUCCGACAUCCGUAAAGUAUUUGACUUUGCGUUAGUAAAGGAUCUUAUUAGCGCGUGUACCAAAAAGAGAGAUGGAUUCAAUAGGUCGUUAGUUUGGAGCUGCGUAGCUUGCCUCACGAUUCUCUUGAUUGUCUUUGAGGGCUAUCUCGCCAUCGGAUAUCUGUUCGCGAGCGCGCGGCUCGGCUGGACCAUGGAAAAGUAUAACGCCUACUUGGCUACAGACGUUGUGAUAGGAGUGUUCGGAACGAUGUUCGGUAUUAAAUUAAUGCGGGAAUGUGCAGGAUUCUCAGAAACGAUAAUUGCCAUGAUAUCUCUUACAUCGGCUGUCGCUAGUACAUUGACACGUGCCUUUACAUGGCAGUCUUGGCACAUGUAUUUGUCAAUGCUUCUAGGAAUAUUUAGCAACAUAUCUCGACCAAUGAUUCGUGUCAUAUUAACCAAGGCGGUACCUAUACAAGACACAGGGAAGGUUUUCUCCGUGGCUACGUCCGUGGAAACACUGUUACCAUUCGCAGCAGCCUCCAUGUAUACAUUUCUUUACUCCCACUACAUGCCACCUAUAUAUCCUCUACCAGUGUGGUUCUUAUCAGCAGCAUUCGAUGUCAUAACUAUUGUAAUACUGAUAUAUAUUCAGAGUCGAGCGAUAAAAAGAACCACAGUGCCUUUUACCCCAUUAAAUGAAGAUGAUACAUUAAGAUCUUAGUGAGAAAAAACAAGUACAAAAGAUAUCCACGAGAUACAAAA
Messenger RNA from Monomorium pharaonis (pharaoh ant), 1436 nucleotides. RefSeq names its product proton-coupled folate transporter. Gene Ontology annotation, molecular function: transmembrane transporter activity. The transcript has 6 exons. Gene Ontology annotation, cellular component: membrane. The coding region runs from base 1 to 1395 and encodes 464 amino acids. The record is from RefSeq and is a predicted model, not a curated record. Lineage: Eukaryota; Metazoa; Arthropoda; Insecta; Hymenoptera; Formicidae. Gene Ontology annotation, biological process: transmembrane transport.